This is a messenger RNA of Melanotaenia boesemani (Boeseman's rainbowfish), 2919 nucleotides long. RefSeq names its product cactin (gene cactin). Bases 156 to 2708 code for a protein of 850 amino acids. Gene Ontology annotation, cellular component: spliceosomal complex; cytoplasm. The transcript is spliced from 10 exons. The record is from RefSeq and is a predicted model, not a curated record. Gene Ontology annotation, molecular function: protein binding. Gene Ontology annotation, biological process: mRNA cis splicing, via spliceosome; negative regulation of innate immune response. NCBI's taxonomy places the organism in Eukaryota, Metazoa, Chordata, Actinopteri, Atheriniformes, Melanotaeniidae.
AGUAAUAAAUAAUAAAGUAUUUUAAAAUUAAUUAUUUACUGAGGCAAACAUGAAGACUGGAUUGUGAAGACAAUAAAUAGCUAUAUUUGGGGAUCGUUUUUGUUUAUACCUCGUAUUUAUGCGACAUACUGCCUCUCGGACCCCGCACCAGCGUAAUGGGUUCGAAGUCAAGAAGAAGGUCUCGCUCCAAGUCCAGAAGUUGGAGCCGAGACAGGCGGAACAAGUCCAGAGUGGGUAGGUCGCAAUCUCCAGGUGGGAGGAAAUGUCGCAGUCGGUCUUUGGAAAAAAAGAGAACCGCACACGUUCAAGGAAGAUCAAGCAGUAGCAGCAGAGGCUCAAAUGAUGGCUCUCCUGUCCGACGUCGGCCUCAGCACAGGGAGCGUACGGGAUCCAGCAGCGGGUCGGAGAGCGACAAGAGGCGACGAGCGCAGCGUCAGAGAAGCAAAUCUAAGGGUCGUUCGUCAAGUUCGGAUUCAGAAAAUCGCAAGAUGAGAAGAGGUAAGGAAAAGGAACGCCAUCGAAGAGCAUCUCAAGAUAGGCGAAAGGGAAGGUCCCAGUCCAGUUCUGACUCCCGUGAAGGAAGCAGUGAUAGAGAAAGGAGGAGAAGAAGAAAAAGCCCCGACAGAGGGAGUCCAGUUAGAGACAGACAGCGAAGGGAGCGGGAAAGAGAGCGAUGGAAGAGCAACAGCAGAGACCGGGAAAGAAAAGGAGACAGAGACAAAAGCCGAGAGAGAAGAAAGAGGAGUGAGGACAGGGAGCAAGGGACGAGCAAGAGAAGCCGAGAAAGGGCUGAUGGGAACAGAGGGAGGCAGCGGUCAAGUUCAUCAGAGUCAUCUGAAAGUUCAGGGUCUGAUCGUGAUAGUUGCAUGGUCAAAGAAAAAGAGGAGAAGAAAAAACAGAAAGAGAUGAUGAAAGCUUUGGAGACUCCAGAAGAGAAGAGAGCCAGAAGACUGGCAAAGAAAGAAGCAAAGGAGAAGAAAAGGAGGGAGAAGAUGGGCUGGAGUGAGGAGUACAUGGGAUACACCAAUGCAGAUAAUCCAUUUGGUGACAACAACCUACUCGGCACAUUUAAAUGGCAGAAGGCACUGGAUAAAAAAGGUAUUGGCCAUCUUGGAGAAAAAGACCUGAAAGAAAGAAACAAACGCAUUCAGGAGGAGAAUCGUAGAGAGCUGCAAAAAGUGAAACAGCUGCGUUUGGAGCGGGAACGAGAGAAAGCCAUGAGAGAAACAGAGCUGGAAAUGCUGCAGAGGGAGAAAGAGGCAGAGCAUUUCAAAACUUGGGCUGAACAGGAAGACAACUUCCAUCUGCAUCAGGCUAAACUAAGGUCUAAGAUUAGAAUCCGUGAUGGUCGUGCGAAGCCUAUCGACCUUUUGGCAAAGUACAUCAGUGCAGAGGAUGAUGAUCUGGCUGUGGAGAUGCACGAACCUUACACUUUCCUCAAUGGGCUAACUGUCACUGACAUGGAUGAUCUGCUAGAAGACAUAAAGGUGUACAUGGAGCUUGAGCAAGGCAAGAAUGUGGACUUCUGGAGAGACAUGACAACCAUCACUGAGGAUGAGAUCAGCAAACUGAGGAAAUUGGAGGCCUCUGGGAAAGGACCAGGUGAUCGUCGCGAGGGGAUCAACACAGCUGUGAGCACUGAUGUUCAGUCUGUGUUCAAAGGAAAAACAUACAGUCAGCUGCAGGCGAUGCACCUUAACAUUGAGGCAAAGAUUCGGGCUGGAGGAUCUAAUCUUGAUAUCGGUUACUGGGAGAGUCUGCUGCAGCAAGUCCGAGUCUACAUGGCCAGAGCCAGGCUGAGGGAGCGACACCAGGAUGUGCUGCGUCAGAAGCUGUUCAAGCUGAAACAGGAACAGGGGGUAGAAAGCGAACCUUUGUUCCCCAUCAUCAAAGAGGAGCCAAGGAGUGAGGAAGAUGAAAAUGAGAACAGAGAAACGGAGGAAGAGGAGGCAGGUCCAUCCACGUCUACAGCAGGAAGCAGAGAUAAUGAUGGAGAACAGAAGAAUGAAGGGAAAGACGAAGAGGGGAAGGGUGAGGUGGUUGAGGCCGUGUUGACAGAGGAGGACCUCAUCCAGCAGAGCCAGGCGGAGUACGACUCGGGUCGCUACAGUCCCACUCUGCUCACGACAUCUGAGCUACCGCUGGACACUCACACCAUCACCCCAGAGGAAGACACACACAGGCUACAGUUAGCCCGCAGACAGCUGCAAGUCACCGGUGAUGCCAACGAAAGCGCAGAGGACGCUUUUGUACGUCGAGCCAAAGAGGGCAUGGGCAAUGAUGAGGCUCAGUUCAGUGUGGAGUUUCCAGUCACAGGGAAAAUGUACCUGUGGGCAGACAAAUACCGUCCAAGGAAACCCCGUUUCUUCAACAGGGUCCACACAGGCUUCGAGUGGAACAAGUACAACCAGACGCAUUACGACUUCGACAACCCUCCUCCCAAAAUCGUUCAGGGUUACAAGUUCAACAUCUUCUACCCAGACUUGAUCGACAAGCGGUCCACACCUCAGUACUUCCUUGAACCCAGUCCCGACAACAAGGACUUUGGGAUUUUGAGGUUCCAUGCGGGUCCACCAUAUGAAGAUAUUGCUUUCAAGAUUGUUAACAGGGAGUGGGAGUACUCGCAUCGACAUGGCUUCCGCUGUCAGUUUGCCAAUGGUAUCUUCCAGUUGUGGUUCCACUUCAAGAGGUAUCGCUAUCGAAGAUGAAGGUUGCUUACCAGCAUGGACCAAAUUCUCGGGAAAUGGGUUUUACAAAUGCAUAUUACACAAUUUACAUCGUACAGUCCUUGUGCUUUUAGUUUUUAGCUGCUUAUAUCUGAUAAAAAAGCAGAGUUAAAGCUGCAAAUCCCGCCGUUCUGUAAAUGUCAGUUGUAGCUGUACUUUGGAAAUGACAUAUUAAAGAUUUUUCUUACCUUUU